Molecule: messenger RNA, 3552 nt
Organism: Symbiodinium necroappetens
Lineage: Eukaryota; Dinophyceae; Suessiales; Symbiodiniaceae
Source: the annotation of a GenBank genome assembly
AUGGAGCUUUUUCUUGAAUUGCAGGUCUGGCUCAAGGCCAAGCCAGAGGUCGGAAUUUUCAUGCUGCAGGAGACGCAUUGGUCUCUUCAAGGAGAGUGGACCUCGGGGGACUGGUAUAUUCUGCAUAGUGCUGCCUCCAAGCCUAAACAGGGCGGUCUUCUUUUGGGGAUCCGUAAGGAUUUACUGACUGGAGAUCAUCACAGCUGGAAUGAGAUAGUGCCUGGCCGAUUGCUCCACUGGCGAGGACACUUGGGCAAACAGCAGGUUGAUCUCUUCAACCUGUAUCAGCACUCUCUUUCCUACCACAAUGAUGAUCAGAAAAAGACAGUGAUGGGCCACAGGAAGACCCUGUGGCAGCAACUUGACAAGGCCAUUGCUGCACUCCCGUUUCGAACCUCUAUCAUUUUGAUGGGUGACUUCAAUAUGGUGAUGCAGCCUCAUACCAAAGUGGCCGGGUUUGGAAUCCACUCUGGGAAUAAUGUCAUGGAUCUUCGUCAGGAACGAGCAGAAGUUAUGGAGAUGCUGGACAGACACAGGCUUACGGCUUUGAACACAUGGGGGCGCAAAACCUACACCUACAAGCACCCCUCUGGCAACUCCCAAAUUGACUAUGUGGUCAUCCGGCAACAGCAUGCCGACCAUGGCUCCAAAGGCUGCACUACGAUCCAGGCGCCGGUGGCAGGAUGGCGUACUUCGGGACAUGAGAUCCUCCAGGCCAGCAUCCGGCAAUCGUGGCAGCCAUGGAAAUCUGAGAGUAGCCCGCCCAAAGCUUCCAGUACGACCGCCCCAUCACAGCAGAAGCUCCGGCUGGAUGCUCAACCCUCCAUUGGCAUGUUGCAGGUUGCACCCAUUCUUCAGCAGGUUGCUGUGAACACUGUCUGUAGCAGCACGCCGUGUAUUCCUGCUGGCUGGUCACAAGUUCAGUUGGCCUGGCUUCCGAAGCCGGGAAAGAGCACAGCUAACCCAGCAAAUUUGCGUACCAUUGGUUUGAUGGGAGGGGACACCAAAGCAUGGCUGUGUAUCCUGAAGAAGCAUGCAAACCCUUUUGUGCAACAAGCGCUGCAGGACGUGCCGCAGUAUGCAUAUCGUGCUCAGGCCUCCACUGCGGAUCCAUUACUGCGCGCCAGUCAACACUGUCAACAGGUUCGCAAAAUGUUGGAUGGUUGCUUGGAUGACCGCACCUCACGGCUCCUGCAACAAAAGCAGCCUUUGCUGCUUGGAGGCAUGAUGGUCAGCCUAGAUCUCUCCAAGGCUUUUGAUUCCCUCACCCACGAGGAAAUGUAUCUGGCCUUAACUGACACUGGAAUGCCGACACACUUGGCCAAUGUUCUUGUUCGAAUUCACAUUGAGACUAAGCUUCAUAUUGUUCACAAGGGACACCAACAGACGGUUGGAAUGGGAAGUGGACUAAGGCAGGGAUGUGGAGUAGCCCCCAUGAUCUAUGCAGCCUGGACGUGUCGCCUAUGUAAACAAAUUUCUCAAGAGCUCGGACAAGGUUGGCCGCAGCAGCAUGUUUCCAUAUAUGCCGAUGAUAAGCAUGGUUUCUGGCAGCUUCGGUGUCCGGCAGAUCUGGACAAGGCCAGGCGAGAAUUGGGACAACUCAUCCACGUUAUAACUCGUCUUGGAAUGACAGUGAACAGCUCAAAGUCCAAGAUUGUCAUUGCCCUAAAGGGCAAAUUACACCUGAAGAAGAUGCAUCAGAUAACCAAGCAAUGGAAUGGACAACAGUGUUUGAUGAUUCCGUAUGCAGGCAGCACUCUUUACAUUCCUGUGCACUCUACGCUUGAAUACCUGGGAAUGCGCCUGGGCUACGGCAAAUUUGAAGUUCAGGCGGCGCAACACCGGGUCCAGCAAGCACACAUUGCCUUCAAUCAGCUCAAGGUUCUGCAAAGCGCUGGCAUUGAUGUCUAUGCUGACCUCAGCAAGCGAAUGGAGGCUCAACUUCGAGCUUUGAAGAUGGAUACUGCCAGUAUGUGCUCUGCAGUCAAGGCGGAAAUUGCCAGUGGGGGUGAUGUUCACCAGCUACUAGCGCGCCUUGACCAGGACAGCGUGGAACCUACACUGGGUGAUUCGCAAGCAGAGCGGCAGCAGGAGCGCUAUGCUUAUGUGCAACCCGCGGCUCCAAAACAGGACAAGUCGAAUCCUCAGUACAAAACCUAUGUGGCACCGAUUGUGCAUCCACUUUGGACCCUACAAGACCUCACUCGGUUGCUCAUCAACGGGUCCUAUGUCAUCCGUGGUCGAGCCCGUUGCAUCAGCUAUGUCUUCACCACCAACAGGCUCAGCGCUUACACUCAGUACAGUGGGACGCCCGGAAAUUUGGUCUUGCAGGGUUGCAACUUCGAGCUCAAGGAGACAUCCGAUCCCUAUGCCCAUACCUCCACAGCUCCAUCCGCGAUGGAAGAAGAUGCGGUUAGCAAGUUUGAGGACGAUAUGUUCAAAUUUUAUUUUCCUGCGGGAAUAGAAGCUGCGAGCACUGCGCCCUCCUCCGAGUCCCGAAUCGGCGAGGGACGGGAACACAAGGCAGCAAAGAUCGGGGCGGGACAGAAAGGACAGAAUAGGGGAAAGGGCUCGCAAAAGGAGGAUGAUCCAUGGGCUGGAUGGGGCAGAUCCAAACGCUCCUUUGGUGACAGCUGGCAGCAGAGCUCUUGGGAGGGCCACGACUCCCAAGAUCGGAGAUCCCGGGCCGAUCUCAUGGAGGAGAUUAAGGAGCUCAAGAGCAGUAUGUUUCAGCUGCAACGCCUGGCGCUGCGCCAUGAAGAUUAUUUGGGGGCCCUGAGACCCGAGACAUCCUAUGCGAUUUUCUGUCGCAUUGGAGUACCAGCCUCCAUAGAGCGUACCCAGGACAGUAUGAAGAAGCUUGGGUGGAUCUCGGAUGCUCCUAUGAAGUGGAACUACUUGAAAUGGGACCCCAAGGCUGAGCGCCUCAAGCAGGACACCAAGCGCGAAGGGAUUUCCUUUGAGCAAGGUGUGGCGGUUGUUGAAUCAAUCCUCGUGCUGGUGCAGAAGACGGGUCCUGUUACAAGGUUUCACCCCAGCAGAACUGUGGCAGAGGAGAUGCGUGGCUCCAACGUCACGUUCAGCAUGCAGCUUGCUUUGUAUGGAGAGGAGGCUCAUCAGCUUCGUCAACACAUGGCGACCUUGACGGGCUCAUCGAUCACUCAGCUGAUGGCUAUGGCUUGGAGGCCAGAACGCCCGGGACGCUCGAAUGUUGCAAAUUUGGUUCAGAAGACCAUGCAAAGUCCUGGCGGCAAGUGUCACCAGCAGAAACUUUGUGCAUUUUCUCCGCCCAGCUCAGAACGCGCAGAGUUGGAUCAUGCUGGAUUUCCUCUAGAAGUCACACAAGACUGGGACUGGCAAUCCCCGGAGCCGGACAAUUCGGCAGAGGCACUGGCGCAAGGAUGCUUGCGAGGCAAGUGGGUCUACUUCAGUCAGGUUCAUGUGGAUUCGCACAAUCAUCCCAUGAUCGACAACACUCUGAUACCACUGAGUGCAUGGCAGGGAGGUUUUCAGCUGCACUGUUUGGAUCGAGCUGUUGAGGAUCCAUAUCAA